AUGAAGUGGAUCCCUAGGGACUCUAAUCACCAGGCUGAUUCUUUGAGUAGACUAAUUGAUUUUGACGAUUACUCUAUUGAUGAUGACGUGUUUCAUACGUUGGAUUGUAAAUGGGGACCCCAGACAGUGGAUAGGUUUGCCUGUAGUUACAACGCCGAGCUUUCGCGCUUUAAUUCUAGAUUUUACCAACCCGGCGCUGAAGCUGUGGACGCUUUCGCCCAGAACUGGGAGGGAGAAAACAAUUGGGUCCAUCCACCGGUAUCGCAAAUUAGUAGAGUUAUUACUCAUAUGAGAGCGUAUAAGGCUGUAGGAACUUUAGUUAUUCCUUUGUGGAAGUCCUCCUUUUUUUGGAUUUUACUAUGUGACGAUGGCAAACACUGGAACGCUUUUGUACACGAUUGGGUGAUUCUUCUCAAGUUCUUUUUAUUAGAGGUAAAGCCAAGAAUAAUGUUUUUGGCUCAAAGGAUUUGUCCUUUAGUGUAG
Molecule: messenger RNA, 483 nt
Organism: Porites lobata
Lineage: Eukaryota; Metazoa; Cnidaria; Anthozoa; Scleractinia; Poritidae
Source: the annotation of a GenBank genome assembly